GCAAGCAUCAUGGCAGCCAAACCGCACAGCUCCAGCCUGUCUCUUGCCCUGCGAGCGCAAGCGCAGCAGCAUUUGCGCGUGAGCAGGCCGCGCGAGCCUAUUCGCUUAGUUUGUAGUGGACUCUUAUGGUUCACUGCAUCUGUCCGUGAAGCUCCGACGCUCUAUUUUCGUGAAACUUCGCACGCUUGCAGGAGCCUUUUGGAGGCUUACGGGGAAGGCCGCCGAGAGCCUUAACCUUCUUCGAAACAGAUUCUUAUCGCAACGCGAGAGGAGGAAGAAGAAGAGAAAAGCCUGGAUGUUUUCUCUCUUCUUGCUCCAUGCCUUUUCUCGCAAACCGACUUAUUGUCGACAAUCAUCGUCGAUGAUCGACAGCCGCUGAGCGCUUAGUAGCAGUGUCGCUUGACGUUGCCAUUUUCGGAUUGUGCAUACGCCAUUAUACUAAAGAAGAAGUAGCCUCUCCCGGGCAGAGCCGUUCUUCGCCAUGGCCGGAUCGCCGGCUCCGGAGCCACAGGGUGAUGCCCCUGGUGCCGCAAGUUCAACGCCGUCAGCGCUCGGUAGCGACCAACCCGCGGCGUCGGCCACGUCAGCCACGGCAGCAGUCACGGCAGCAGCCACGUCAGCAGCCACGUCAGCGUCAGCGCCGGAAAAGGCAGCGCAGGGGAAGGAAGCGGGCGUGCCUUGUCUGCAUGACAUCUCGGAUCACAGCAGCGAGGAGGGGGAUACCGACAGGGAGGAGAAGGGGGGGAGGGUGGGCGCAGGGGAUGGACAGGGAGGGAAGGAGCGGACGGACGGGGAGGAGGAGACGGAGCAGAAGCUUAACGGUAACUUUGACAAAACGAGUGCUUUUAGCAACGGAACGACCGAUGCCAAAACGAGUGCUGGUGCUGCUGGUGCCCCUGGUGUUGCUGAUGCUGCUAAGGACGAGAAUGGAGAUGGUAACGAGCGCAAGCCUGGAUUGAUUGCCGCUUGGCGGCAGGUGGCUGGAAGAUUGUUUCCUGCGCUCCUUGGGAAGACCAAGAGCAGCUCCGAGAACCCUGCUGCUGCGCCUACUGGUGCUGCUGGCACGACUGCUGCCGCCACUGCUGUUGCCGCCGCCACUGCUGUUGCAGCCACGACUGCGGCUCCUGGCGCUGCUGCUGGUGCUGCUGGUGCUGCUGGUGCUGCUGGUUCUUCCCUGGCCACGGAUGGUGAGGGUGACGGUGGGAAAAAGGAGGAGGGAGGGAGCGAUGAGGGAGACGACGAGAGCAGGGCAAUCGUGCCUGCUGCAGCAGCAGGUGUGCCGGCACCGCCUCAAGUCGUUGUCGAGGACCCUCCCCUGGUGCCACGUGGCAGCUACUGGGCCGUCUUCCAGGCGUUCUUUCUGCUCGGGUGGACGGCGUUCGGCGGCCCAUCGGCGCACAUCGCCAUGUACCACAAGCAGUUUGUGGAGCUGCGGGGGUGGAUGUCUGAGGACGUGUUCGCUGAACUCUUGGCGCUGACCCAAGCAGUGCCCGGCCCAUCCAGCACGCAGAUGUCAUUCUCCAUUGGCAUCCUCCAGAAGGGCAUCUCAGGUGGUCUGCUGUCAGGCGCCUUGUUCCAGCUUCCUGGAGCGAUCAUCAUGGCCAUCGCUGGCUUUGGAGUGGCCAAGUUCCUGGUCAAUCCAGAGCCGUGGUUGUCGGCUCUCUCUGCGGGGCUGGCGGCGGUGGCAGUGGCACUAGUGGCGGAGGCAGCAGUGAUCCUGGGGAAGAAGAUGUGCCGCAACAAGGUGACGCGGGUGCUGUGCGUGGCGUCCGCUGUCAUCACCUUCUACUAUGCCACGCAGUGGAUCUUCCCCACCGUCAUCCUGCUCGGUGGCGUCGUGACCUAUUUCACGGAGCGCAACAAGCCCAUCCCCCCACAGCGCAGCGACAUUGAGAGGCUAGGCGUGUCGCCGCUGGCUGGUGCCAUGCUGCUGUUUGCGUGGAUCGGCAUUUUGGUCUUCUCCAUUGUCUACAAGAACGCCACCACCUACGAGAGCGCCAAGUGGAUCCACUGGUUCGAGGGAUUUUAUCUCACCGGCUCAGUGACGUACGGAGGAGGGCAGGUGGUGCUGCCGCUGCUGGAGAGCGUGGUCAUUGACUACCAGACUGUGUGCCCGCCCGGUGGGGGCAAGUGCUACGAAGUGGAAGCCAACACGUCAUGGGUAACUUCCCAGCAGUUUCUUGCCGGACUCGCCCUUGCACAGGCCCUUCCCGGCCCUCUCUUCAACUUCUCCGCCUACAUUGGUGCUAUUGUGGGGGGGUUCGGUGGCAUUAUAGCGUGCUGGUUCGGCCUCUUCUCGCCGGGCAUUCUCAUCAUAUAUGGCGUCCUGCCCUUUUGGGGCAAAUUCCGGAAGUGGAAGCUGUACAAGCGGGCGACACCGGGCUUCAACGCGACAGCUAUUGGUCUCAUCUGGGCGUCAGUGUUCUCUCUCGGCCUCAAGGUGUACAGAGUCAGCCCCUUCCCCAUGGCGUCGCUCUGCAUAGCCAUGAUCGGAUACGCCGCGACCAAUUUCCUCAAGAUCCAUGCUCCUAUCGCCAUCGUGGGUGGAGGAGCACUAGGAGUGGUAGCUUGGGCCACUCACAUGCAUUAGCUUGGACCGCUCUUGCCCGGGCUCCUUUGUUUUUCCUGUAUUCAAACCAUGGCACGCCAUGCAUGUUAUCGUAUCGUUGUGAAUAAACUGGUUUGAUUAAUGCCAUAUGCUUGUGGCAAAGACAAGUGGAACGAUGUCACUUUGUGUAGAUUUGGAAA
This is a messenger RNA of Closterium sp. NIES-67, 2748 nucleotides long. NCBI's taxonomy places the organism in Eukaryota, Viridiplantae, Streptophyta, Zygnematophyceae, Desmidiales, Closteriaceae. The record is from the annotation of a GenBank genome assembly.